Molecule: messenger RNA, 2668 nt
Organism: Momordica charantia (bitter melon)
Lineage: Eukaryota; Viridiplantae; Streptophyta; Magnoliopsida; Cucurbitales; Cucurbitaceae
Product: cation/H(+) antiporter 3-like
Biological process (GO): proton transmembrane transport; regulation of pH
Cellular component (GO): membrane; endomembrane system
Molecular function (GO): antiporter activity
Source: RefSeq, a predicted model, not a curated record
AGAGACCCUCUUCUUACAGCUACAUUAUUAUUAUUAAAGGCAACAAAACAAAAUAGGCAUUGUUACAGGUGGAAUCUAACAAACUCAUGACGAAGAAAAGACCUGAAGAAUUUGAAAAAGAAGAAAAGAAGAGAAAAAACCCAACACAAUUUUCUGAGAUUCAUUCCUGAUGAUCUUCUUCUUCUUGUUCUGUUAAGUUGAUGGUGUUGAGGUUUGUGUGUGGAGAGACGACAUGUCGUCGUUGGAACUAAAAUCAAUGGAAUCAACUCUUAUUUCACCAACAUUAUUCUCAGAUGGGUUAAAUACUUCGGUUGAAAUAUGUUUACAUUUUCCACCUAACGUAAACUCUGGAGGUUUGUGGAUACAACACGAUGAUGCUAGAUGGUGGCUCAAAAGUACGUUGCCUCUUUUGGAGCUUCAGUUGGCGCUCUACUUCUUAAUACUCGCAAUUCUGCGUUUUCUUCUCAAGCCUUUCAGAAUUCCCAAGUUAUCCAUUCAAAUUUUGACUGGGCUGCUAUUUGGGUAUUCAUGGAACGAGCAGUGGGACGAGGAAAAACACAAACUUUUUUCGAUUCAAAGUGAAGAGAUCCUGGGGAUGUUAGCCUAUUUCGGGUACAUGCUUUUCUUGUUCAUAUCAGCAGUGAAAAUGGACGUGAGAAUGAUCGCAACCACAAGAAGAAAAGCACUAAUAAUAGGAAUUCCUACCCUAUUCGUGCCUUUGAUUUUAGGCAUGAUUGUUGGAAAGCAAGUGGUGCAGGACGAUGGGUUGACAGACAUUCAGAAAGGGGAGGUCCCUCUCAUGGCUGCCACCUACAGCAUGAUCUCAUUUCCAGUGGUGGCUUCCCUCUUAAGCGAGCUGAAGAUUGUGAGCUCAGAACUUGGGCGUUUGGGCCUCUCCACAGCCUUAAUUUGCGACUUACUCAGCCAGUUCCUCAUCACAAUGGGCAACCAAAUAAGAGUCCAUACAAACAAACAAACAAUGGGCUAUGUUUCUUCAGCUGUAGUGCUUCUCCAAUAUUAUCUGUUGCUUUGUUUUGCGUUUAGGCCAGCAGUUCUCUGGAUAAUCAAGCAUACGCCUGAAGGGAAGCCAGUGAGCCGAAGUAGGAUUCAGGGUGCUGUUUUUUUUGUGAUUCUUUCGACUGCUCUAUCAACUUUAGUGCCUCAGCCAGCAGUUAUUGGGCCCUACGUGUUGGGGCUGGCAAUUCCAGCAGAUGGGGGUGCUUUUUCUGUCUCGCUGGUGGAGAAGCUCGAUAGCUUUGCUUCUGAUUUCUUCUUGCCAAUCUUUGUGUUUGCUUCUGGUUUGCAUGUGGAUCUGUCCUCGAUAUCCGUUGCAGUUGGGGCUUCUUUUACAAGAUUGAACAUACUUCUCGCCCUUUCCACAUUUGCAGCCCAAGUAAUGAGUUGCUUUGUAUCUUCAUUGUAUUGCAAGUUGCCUUUGAAGCAGUCCUUGGCGCUAUCCCUUAUGUUGGCCUGCAAAGGAGCUACGGAAUUGUUCUUCUUCACCCUACUUAUGGAAUUCAAACACAUCACUGAUGGGGUUCUGGCAUGGUUAAUUGUAUUCCUAUUAGUCAUCACAACCUUUGUACCGAUGGCAGUGAAAUGGCUGUACGACCCAUCAAGGAAAUUCUCAAGCUGUGACAGCAGGAACAGAAAUAUCAUGCACUUGUACACCAACUCUGAGCUUCGAAUCCUCGCCUGCCUUCACCAAAAAGAAAACAUCUUCGGCCUCCUCCAUCUACUCAACCUCUCGUGUCCAACGUCGCAAAAUCCGAUCGCCGUUUACGUGAUCCACCUCAUCGAGCUCGUCGGCCGCACCACCCCCAUCUUCAUUUCCCAUAGAAUCAAAGACCACAAGGCCUUCAAAGAUGAAUCCUUCUCGGAGAACAUCCUCCUCUCCUUUGACUCCUUCGAAAAACAAAACAAUGGCACAGUUUACGUGGAGUGCUUCACAGCAAUCUCACCCCACAAGUUCAUGCACAAUGACAUAUGCAAGUUGGCGCUUGACAAGAUCACAUCUCUCAUAAUUUUGCCUUUCCACCGCACGUGGACGGCGGGUGGCCUUGUGGACCAAGAUGACAACGCAAUAAGGGCUGUGAAUUGUAGUGUUGUUGAGAAAGCGCCUUGUUCAGUGGGGAUUUUUGCUGAUAAAGGGCAUUUAGGCACCAAAAUGGCAGCCGAUACUGCUACUUGUAAGCAUGGUACUGAUGUGACGUGUAGAUAUUCAGUUUGUGUGAUUUUUUUAGGAGGGAGUGAUGAUAGGGAGGCAAUUUCAUUCGCCAAACGCUUGGCAAAGGACUCGAGGAUUGAGCUGAUGGUGCUCAAAAUUAUUGGUUCUCUUGUGGAAGAUGGGUCCAGUAACAACAAUUGGGACAAAAUGCUUGAUUCUGAGGCUCUAAGCGACUUCAAAACCAACAGUUUUGGGGAUGGAAGAGUGAGGUAUAUGGAGGAAGUGUGUGAAGAGGGUCCUCAAACGGCAUUGAAACUUAGAGAAAUAGUGAAAAUGUUUGAUAUUAUGAUAGUAGGGAGAAGGAAUGGGUUGGAAUCACCUCAAACUUCGGGCCUUACUGAAUGGAAUGAGUUUACAGAACUUGGGGUUCUUGGAGACUUGAUUGUAUCACUUGAUAUAAACAAUAAAGCUUCUGUAUUAGUAAUACAACAAAAAAGAUGA